AUGCGCUCUCGUUCGAGCUCUGUCACCACAUUAUACAAUCGAGCCCCGCGAACUGGAGUGUCUCUUGACCGCAAUAAUAAUUGUGCAUCGAGGGAUGUCGAAAAACAGCCAAGAAUGGUUCACACUUCUUCCAGACAUGUCAACGAAGGAUUUUUUGGGGUUUCGAAAUGUAUACGACACGUUUCAUCGAAGAAAGUCGUUGAGAUUGACUAUGAAAUCGGAGCGGUCAUCGGCAAAGGCAAUUUCUCGUCGGUGCAUGUCUCGAAAAGGAAAUCGGAUGGGCGAAAGUGUGCCCUGAAGCAAGUCGAGAAACGAGCAAUGCGCGGAAAAUGUUUUUUCGUUGAUAAUGAGGUCGAAAUGCUUUCUCUCAUCCAGCAUGAUCACAUCGUGUCGAUUAUCGAUGCGUACAGCACUGAAACUCAUUAUUUCUUGGUUAUUGAAUACGCGCAAUUCGGAGAUUUGUAUGAGAUGAUUCGAAAAAAUAAAAGAAUUGAGGAACCUGACGCAGCAAUCAUAACACUUCAGGUUGCUUCUGCUCUUGAAUAUCUCCAUGAGCGAAAUGUGGCUCAUCGUGAUGUGAAGCCAGAGAACCUUUUGCUAGUUGAUAAGUUCAGUGUGAAAUUGUGCGAUUUCGGACUUGCAUGCCAUGUGUUGGGACCACUUUAUCGUAUAUGUGGUACACCAACAUAUUGUGCUCCAGAAGUGCUCAAAGAGACUGGCUACACAACAAAAGUGGAUAUUUGGUCGCUUGGUGUUGUUCUCUAUGUGAUGCUCGCUGGUUAUGCUCCAUUCCGAGCACCAGAUCAAUCUCGUCUGUUCAAAUUGAUAAUGCAAGCCAAUGUCAAUUUUGAUAUGCCGGAAUGGAGAGAUGUGUCAUUAAAGGCUCGUGACCUGCUUUGUCGUCUUAUGAAUCGAAAUGCUGAUAAACGUCCACUGGCAUCUCAAAUUGCGUCUCACCCAUGGUGUUUGCCAUAUACGUUCGAAUCAAUCGAUAACGAAUAA
Messenger RNA from Caenorhabditis bovis, 1002 nucleotides. The record is from the annotation of a GenBank genome assembly. Lineage: Eukaryota; Metazoa; Nematoda; Chromadorea; Rhabditida; Rhabditidae.